Sorex araneus (European shrew) is the source of this 1852-nucleotide messenger RNA. It is a transcript of the gene MFNG, whose product is annotated as MFNG O-fucosylpeptide 3-beta-N-acetylglucosaminyltransferase. NCBI's taxonomy places the organism in Eukaryota, Metazoa, Chordata, Mammalia, Eulipotyphla, Soricidae. Gene Ontology annotation, biological process: regulation of Notch signaling pathway; pattern specification process. Gene Ontology annotation, molecular function: O-fucosylpeptide 3-beta-N-acetylglucosaminyltransferase activity. The record is from RefSeq and is a predicted model, not a curated record. The transcript is spliced from 8 exons. The coding region runs from base 322 to 1287 and encodes 321 amino acids. Gene Ontology annotation, cellular component: Golgi membrane.
GAAACGCAGCGAGCGCUGGAGGGGGAGACCGGACGGACGCCCCCAGCCCCAGCGCGGCAGCUGGCAGGGCGGGGACAGCCCUCGCCUGCAGCCACCUCUGGGGCGCCGGGCCCGCCCCGCGCGGCGCGGGAGGCGGGGCGCGCGGCCAGCAGGUGGAGGGCGGGCGCUAUGGCUCGGCCUCCCGGCGCCGGGGACUCCCUGCCAGCGCUGCCAGCCCCGGAUGCCCGCCAGACUCCGGGCUCCGCCGGGGCCCCCGCCUGACCUGCCUCCCGCCCCGGCCGGGUGGGACACGGGGCGAGCCGUCGGGGGUCCCCAGGGCCCAUGCAGUGCCGGCUCCUGCGGGGCCUGGCCGGAGCCCUGGUCGCGCUGCUGGGCAUGGGACUCCUCUCCCUGCGCUGCCGCUGGCGCCUGACCCCUCCGCGGGCCCCCGAGCCCCCCGCGCCGCCCGUGCCCAGCGCCCGCCCUUCCCGGCUGCAGCCGCAGGACGUGUUCAUCGCGGUGAAGACCACCCGGGCUUUCCACCGCUCCCGCCUAGACCUGCUGCUGGACACGUGGGUCUCCAGGACCCGGGAACAGACCUUCGUCUUCACCGACAGCCGGGACGAAGAACUGCGGCGGAGACUGGGCUCCCACCUCGUGGUCACCAACUGCUCCGCGGAGCACAGCCACCCCGCGCUGUCCUGCAAGAUGGCCGCGGAGUUUGACGCCUUCCUGGCCAGCGAGCGCAGGUGGUUCUGCCACGUGGACGACGACAACUAUGUGAACCCGCGUGCGCUGCUAAAGCUGCUGAGCGCCUUUCCCUCGGGCCACGAUGUCUACGUCGGCCGGCCCAGCCUGAACCGGCCCAUCCACGCCUCGGAGCCGCAGCCCCACAACCGCACGAGGCUGGUUCAGUUCUGGUUCGCUACAGGAGGCGCCGGCUUCUGCAUCAACCGCAAACUGGCUCUGAAGAUGGCCCCGUGGGCCAGCGGCCCCCGCUUCACGCAGACCUCGGCGCUCAUCCGCCUGCCGGACGACUGCACCGUGGGCUACAUCGUCGAGUGCAAGCUGGGGGGCCGCCUGCGGCCCAGCCCCCUCUUCCACUCUCACCUGGAGACCCUCCAGCUCCUGGGGGCCGCCCAGCUCCUGGAGCAGGUCACCCUCAGCUACGGCACCUUUGAGGGGAAGCUGAACGUCGUCAGGCUGCAGGGCCCCUUCUCCCCAGAGGAGGACCCCUCCAGGUUCCGCUCCCUGCACUGCCUCAUCUUCCCGGACACGCCCUGGUGCCCACAGCUGGUGGCCUGGUGACCGCGGACAGGGUCUGGCACCGGCUGACCCAGGAGAGUCGGGGGCCCUUCAGCUGGGCCCGGACAGCGGGACUCUGUCCCCAGUUCUUGGCCCUUGUCCUGGGGCCCCUCACUGCGGCCGCCCCUGGCUGGACCCCAUCCCCUGAGGGGGCCCAGGUUGAAGUCACAGCUUGACCCGGGGGUCUGUGGGGUCCCCGCCGGUCUUCAGUGCCCGCCGCGGUGUCCCCUGCUAACUGUCUGCACUUGGGGUGUCAUCACUCCGCCCCCGGGGCCCAGACUGGAUUCUCAUUCCUCGCUGCGGCUGCCGGGAGCCUUUUGCUCACACCUCCAGCCUCCCUCCCUGGUGCAGGGCUGCCAGAGGGUCCCCGUGAAGGAGGGAUUUGCCCACCGCAGUGAGGCUGCUGCGGAGGGAGGUCCUUAGACCCCCACCCCGGCUGCCUGCUGUGGAUUUGGGUGUGAUGUCUGGAGCGGGGGCAGCCACUUUGCUGCCGUGAGGACAGGCAGCGACCGUCACCCACUGCGCUCCCCGCCUGUUUCUGAUGGAAAAUGAAAACCUGUUUGUUUAA